AUGGCGGGGCAGCAGCAGGAGCUCGCUGAUGCCAUCAGGGAUCAGGCCGCCCUCUCCCUGCGACUCCUCGGCCACUUCAGCCUCCAUCGCAAUGACCAGAACCUCGCCUUCUCUCCCGCAUCCUUCCAUACAAUCCUCUCCCUCCUCGCGUCCGGCGCCACGGGCGCCCACCGCGACCAGAUCGCUUCCUUCCUCGGCCCCGCCGGUGCGGACGCGCACGCAGCCCUCGCCUGCCACAUCGCCGCGACCGCAAGCGCAACUAGCGAAACUCAAGCACCACCCAGCAGCUGCCGCGACGAGGAAGAUGAUGAUGAGCCAGACUUGAGCCCAGAACUCGUGUACGCCACGGGCAUCUGGGUCGACUCCUCGCUCCGCCUAAAACCCUCCUUCGUGGCUGCGGCGGCGUCCACGUACGACGCGGCGGCGCGAUCCGUCUGCUUCAGCUCAAACCCCGAUCACGCCAGAUCGGAGAUCAAUGCCUGGCUAGAGGCCAAGACCGGCGGCCGGUGGAAGGAGCUCCUCCACGAGGGCUCCAUCGGCGCCACCACGGCCAUCGUCCUCGCCAACGCGCUCUACUUCCGAGCCUACUGGUACGACCCCUUCGAGCAGAACCUCACCGAGGACGGCGACUUCUACGUCUCGCCGGGGCAGGUCGUGCGCACGCCCUUCAUGACUGGGGGCGCCCUGCACGCGCACAUGUGCAUCGGCGUCCACCCAGGAUUCAAGGUACUGCGAAUGCCCUACGCCGGGCCGUUUUCCAUGUGCAUCUACCUCCCGGACGACCGCGACGGGCUGCCGCGCCUUCUGGGCGCGCUCGCCGACGAUCCAGCGCCGCUCCUCGACGUGCCAGAGAUGCGUGUCCCCGUCGGCGAGCUGAGGAUCCCAAAGUUCGAGGCGUCGCUGAGGGUGGAGGCGUCGGGGAUCCUACGGGACCUCGGGCUGGACCUGCCGUUCAGACCGGCUAUGGCCGGUGAGUCCUUCUCAGAUAUGCUGCAACUGGACGACGCGGACGGUUCUUCCAUGAUGCCGGUGGCCGUGUCGUCCGUCGUGCACCAGUGUUCCGUGCACGUCAACGAGAAAGGUACCGUGGCAGCUGCAGCCACCGUCGUGGAGAUGCUAGGGUUUGGCCUGCCGUCAGAUCCGGUCGUCGACUUCGUGGCCGAUCACCCGUUCCUGUUUAUCAUCCGGCAGGAGAAGGGGGAUAACUCCGGGGUUGUAGUUUUUGCUGGCCAAGUCGUUAAUCCUCUUUUGGACUAA
Messenger RNA from Lolium rigidum, 1257 nucleotides. RefSeq names its product serpin-Z1-like. Bases 1 to 1257 code for a protein of 418 amino acids. The record is from RefSeq and is a predicted model, not a curated record. Gene Ontology annotation, molecular function: serine-type endopeptidase inhibitor activity. Lineage: Eukaryota; Viridiplantae; Streptophyta; Magnoliopsida; Poales; Poaceae. The transcript has a single exon.